Pocillopora meandrina is the source of this 3945-nucleotide messenger RNA. The record is from the annotation of a GenBank genome assembly. NCBI's taxonomy places the organism in Eukaryota, Metazoa, Cnidaria, Anthozoa, Scleractinia, Pocilloporidae.
AAUGAAAAGAGGGAUUUAAAGAGGUUCAUGAACUCAUUAGAACCGUUCAAGAUGCACCAAUGCACACGAUUAAUGUAAGAGAAUAAUAUUCCUCAAUUGAUACUUAAAACUGAUAUAGAUUCAGGAAAUUGGAUUUGAGUCAAAGAAGCCGAAAUCUUAACGUCUACUUAGUUAAGGUGUAAAAUGAUUCUAGAUUAAUUUCAAUGUUAGUUCCCACCUCGGUGACAAAUCCCUUUAACUUUAAAAUUUACCUAGCUCAAGUCGAGGACUGAAAAGUGGAGUGGAGGCCUAUGCGUGGGCAUUAAUAUUUGCGAUAUCAUGGUUUAAAUUUAGAUUUCAGCUCGUGUAACUUGUUUUUGGUUCAAAAUUUACGAAGGUCCUUUGUAAUGUUUCAAAUUAUAAUUCGGGUAGCUUGGAUGGAUUGCACGCGAUAAAAAAAUAUGAGAUCGACUCCAGAGUAUUAAAAAUGCAGUUCUCGAAAAGAAAGAUAGAUUCGUGUCAUAAAAUUGAAAAUUCAGUAAUCCAUCUGUCGAUGCUGACGUCGAUACUUUGCUUCGAAAGAAUGUGUGUAAAAAUGUUCGAUUGCAUGCGUAUAUUUUCGUCGUAAAAUUAUAGAGGAAUGUUAUAAUCCGUUUUAGUUGUAAUGUGUCGUUGCGUGAAAGGUGUUGAUCUCGAGUAACUGGAGUAGCCUUUGAGUGUUCAGUGAUUUGUGGAACAGCAGAUAUUUAAAGUUAUUUCCGGACAAAUUGAUUUAGAUGCAAUGUUUUCUGAAGGCAUCAAAAUGAAAAGCAAACAAGUUUUAAAUUUAUUUCAUGGCCAUCCUGGGGCUUCGGCUUAAUCGGGCUCCAGUGCUUAGUUCAGGUAGUCCUCAUUACGACUUCAUCGAACAUUUUUCAGUAAAGAAAAUUUCUUAAGGAUGAUCUUAGUGAAUUCGUGGACAAUCACUUUCAUAAAGGACUCUAACUGACUUCAACUGCAUAGCACCUAAGACCGAUUGAUUCUAUAGACGAUUUCGUUGCUACACUGUACCUUAAUUUUCCGUGAAUCUCUAAAUACUCUUCCCCUGAUUAGUGAUUCAACUCAGUAAGAAGCUCUAUGGCCAAACACACCACUGAAUUGUCUAACUUGGGAAUUUAACUGAACCAAUAUGAUAUUUCCUGCUAAGUCGUGUCAAGAAUAUCGGACGCGAGCUUUUGAUCAACAAAGCAAACUUUGAUCCAAACACAUGAUAGCAGAACUUGACCUUUUGUUCUAAAAACGUAAUAACCUGUAAACACUCUCGAUGUGAGUAUCAAUUUCAAACUGACCUAAAUGCCUUUGGCUAUAAAGCGUGUUCCGACAGCCCACGCUCCAUUUUCCUUGGCAAAUUAUGCGCAAAUUCUUGUUUGGUGGAACCCAAAACCUAUAAGCCGACGUACGAAGAUGUUGACCUGAAUCUUUUAAACAAACAAACAAAAAAGCACUUGCUUUUUCGUCUCGAGAAGCGAUAACUUAACUCGAGUGUUAAGUUGUAUCACGAAAUCUCGUGAUGGUUUUCUUGCCAUAGGGAUGGCACUCUUCACUCAUCAGAUCUAGAGUUGAGUUGUGAACGUGACAUCUAAAACUGCUUGUAUAAUGAUUUGUAGGUGCUAUAUGGCUUUUAUGGUAACCCUGAGUUCAGGGUAGGAACGUGGUAGUAGUUGGAACUAGCAUCUUUGGGAGACCACACACGCUCUUCUAUCGCCGCUCACCCCUCUUCCAAUGUAUUCAACUACCAGUUUGCACACGGUAUUUCGGAGAUCACUUUAGGAGGGUUAGGGAAGUAGCAAAUGUCUGAAAGCUUGAUGAAAGUAACCAAUAGCAUUUGUUUGAUUCAAUAUCAAUCAAAUUUAUAAUGCGUAGUUCUUUUGAGUGAUCAUGACCGAUCAUGACUUGUCAUGACUUAGGGAUAAAGUUAUAAAUUUGAUCUGCAACAGUAUAAAACUCUCAAACAGAAAGAUGAAAAUUAUCAUCUAGGUGACAAUUUCUUGAUAGAUCACUAAAUGUUCAUGAAAAACUAACAAAGAACCGUGUUAUGAGAGUAUAAUCAUCAGUUUGGAAGAGUGUGAUCAUCAGUUGGGAAGAUUGCGCUCAAUAUUUCAAGCAAAAUAGUUGAACACUUGAAGUUCCUUAUCUAAUUUUAUGUGACAAUUUUAUGUCCUUUUGACUUGACUCACUACAGCUGAUAACAGUCGCGUAAACAAUGAAAUGCAAACAGGAAAAUAGCUUGAUUUGUCAUACACAGCGAUUUAUAUGUCAGACAUGGAACUACAUGGAACUAUAUGACUCCAAGUGUUCCGGUAGAAAUGCUUUACCGCCGAGUUGCCUAAUUAUGCCAUUGAAGCUCAUAAGUUAUCAGCGCUCUGUUGGUCGACUUAGUUAGUGAAAGGUUCCGCUGGUCUUACAUUUGAAAUUGAAUUUUCACCCGUCGUUUAGAAUAGAUAUCCAUCAGUUUAAUAUUUUUCAAAAUUUUCUACGGUCUGUACUUUACUGCAUUCGGCCUACAUGCAACUAUAUAAUCGAUCAAUACGUCUGGAAUACACACAUGCUAUUAAAUUGACAUCAGAUUUUAUGCAAGUAUUUGACAACAGUUUCAAUUCUGAGACUCAUGAUUGCUAGUCUACCAUAUCAACAACGAAAAAAAGACUACGACGAUUUUGGGCGGUAAACAACUGUGAUAAAGUAGAUUUUUUAUACGGAGACUCACAGAAAGCAGAAACUGCAUAUAUUUGUCUAUCGAUCAUUUCCCAUGCGCGCUGAAGAGGAAUUAAACGAAGCUAGUUUGACAAAUUCAUAUAACAGCAAAGAUUGCUCAACUCCUACCAAGGCAGUUACUCUGUGAUGGCAUUAGACGAACAGGUUUGGACACAAACUACUCACAGUUUUCCACCCUAGAUGUUCGACACCUUCUCUCCUUGAUGAUUUUAGACAACUUUUAUAUUAGAUCGACAUUUGUCAACCUCACCUAGAUUUUUCUAGUAGACGAGUAUUGUAGUGCGUGGGAUGUUAAGCGAAUUACACACCUGAAAGUACUUAACCAACAAAUGGUUAGAAGAGGCCACUAGCCUCGUAUCAUCGAAUGAAAUAUUAAAGUAUAUCAAAGCACGUCAAUUAUUUUCAUGCAAAGCAUCACAUAAUAACAAUGUAUUGUUAUGUAAAUCGUCGAUGCACAGCAAUUUAUUUGUUACCAAAUUGUGCCUUUAAAUAAAGCGUCUGCAUUGUUUAAAGGGUUUAUUUCUUCAGACAAAACAUAUCAUUAACUUUGCUCUUUUGUGACACACAUUGAAAAUACUUCAGUCUUUCUGAAAACGACGAUAUAGUUACAUUGUUCGAUAAGUGCUGUGUGUCAGCCAUUUUAUCACAUCAUCUGAAGAAGGUGAGAGGUUUCGUAUGGUGGUUUCCUUCGAAGAGAAUCACUCAAAGGUGCUUAUUGUCAGAGGAUGUUCAAGAAAGACGUGGAGACAACGAGCCGUUUUUUUUGGAUGAGAUCAUUUAAUAAACGCGAUAUAUUUGGUUUUCAGGUCUAUAAAAAGACUGAAAAGCUAUUGGUGUUUAUCUGGUGUUUCCUGUUUAUUGUAAAUACCUUGAGUAUGUAAUUUAACUUUUAAUUUUUAGAAAUUUAAGCCAAUUAUAAGCAAAAAUAAUUGUUAGAAUUAGUUAAUUUCUAAUUUUCUUCUUUAUCUUUCAGAAACAGUCCUAAAACAUUGACACGUACAUGUUUCUUGAAUGUCUCAGAUUAUCAACUAUUCAGUUCUGAGAUAGGAUUCAUGCAGAAGAUGAUCAUAAACUUUACGGAAUCUUAUUAUGAAGACUUCACUCAAUAUCAAAUUAAUUCAUCGACGCAGUCAAAAACGAUUUUAAAAAACAUGAAUAUAAGAAGCUAUGUUUUGUCACUCUAUAAAGAGUCCAACCUUUAAAUCGACCACC